AUCGAUCUGCAUCUUCCCAUCCGCAGAGAGGAAUACCGGUGCAGUUUUUGCCCUGUGGAUGGUGGUUUUCUGUUGAAUGACUCAGAGGAGUUUACAUCUUUGACUAUCCGGACAAACUGUUGGUCAGAUUUGUUUGCGGACACAUACACACACACACACACACACACACACACACACAUACACACACACACACACGCACACACACACACACACACACACAGAACUGAAAGCUUUGCUGUGAAUUUUUCUCAUUGUCCGCUGCCUGUGCCUUUGGAAUGUGGACAAUCUUCUAAAACUGGGGAUCUGCUGGUAUUUGAGGGAUUGCUUUGAUCUAACUCAGCUGGUGACCUCUCAGAUUUUGACCAAUGUGGAUUUAAACUACAUCUUGCUGUGAGCGGGGAAUUGUUUUUGUCUUAAAGAAAGAACCAUAAAUCAGAAACGAAAGCAGAAAUUGCUGGAAAAAGCUCAACAGGUCUGGCAGCAUCUGUGGAGAGAAAUCUGAGUUAACAGGGGUGGAGUAAUCUAUUUUGUUUAGUCUGUUUGCUUUAUCCCUCCCCUGGCUGUGUGUGUGCGUUUAUAUCUGUGCUUCUGUUAACACAAUGUUAACCAUGGAUUCUUUCUGCUUGGUGCUGCUCCUGGGCCCCUUGGCUGGGAUCUGCCUGGGGCUGGAGUUCACGGGGAGCCCCGGUUUGUGGAGUCGUUUCUCACGUUGGGAGGCUGGCAGUCGAAGUGACCUGAGUUUCCAGUUUAAGACCGAUCUGCCCGAAGCGCUUCUGCUGUACCUGGACGACGGCGGCUUCUGCGACUUCCUGCAGCUGGCCAUCGCUGGCGGCAGGGUCCAGCUCAAGUACAGCAUCGAUUGCUAUGAAGCCUCGGUGGAGAUGGACAGGAGGGUGGACGAUGGCAAGUGGCACUUUCUGAUGGUCAGCCGCAACUUCCUCAGGACCGUGCUGGUCCUGGACGGGGACACACGGUCAGCAGAGGUCAAGCCCCAGCGGCAGUACAUGAAGGUGGCCAGCGACCUAUUCGUGGGUGGGGUCCCCCAGGACAUUCGAGAGACCACCUUGACUUCUGUCCUGGUGCAACGUGCACCCCCCUUCAAAGGAUUUAUCGAAGACUUGAAGUAUGGAGACUCUGCGCCAGUGCUGCUUGGGAGUCACUUGGUGAGACUGGACAAGGAAGUCAUUUGCACUGAGAAUCCUUGUGAAAACGGUGGAGUGUGCUCGUGGAUAGAAGGGGAGAUUACCUGUGACUGUACUAACACGAGCUAUAUGGGGCGGUACUGCACUGAAGCCAGGGAAGACAACUCUGCAACAUUCCGAGGAUCUGAGUACUUCUGUUACGAUCUAUCCCAGAACCCUAUCCAGAGCAGCAGCGAUGAGAUCACUUUGUCCUUCAAGACCUGGCAGCGGAACGGACUGAUCCUGCACACAGGGAAGUCAGCUGACUAUGUAAACCUAGCACUGAAAGAUGGAGCAGUUUCACUAGUCAUUAACCUGGGAUCUGGCGCUUUUGAGGCGUUGGUUGAACCAGUAAAUGGGAAGUUCAAUGACAACGCCUGGCAUGAUGUCAAAGUGACACGCAAUCUGCGACAGGUCACCAUUUCGGUGGAUGGCAUCCUCACUACCACAGGUUACACCCAAGAAGACUACACCAUGUUGGGAUCUGACGACUUUUUCUACGUCGGCGGAAGUCCGAGUACAGCAGAUCUGCCCGGAUCACCUGUCAGCAAUAACUUCAUGGGAUGCCUCAGAGAGGUUGUUUAUAAAAACAAUGACAUCAGGCUGGAGCUCUCACGCCUGGCCAGGAUCAAGGAUCCCAAGAUGAAGAUCCAUGGUGACGUUGUCUUCACAUGCGAGAACGUCGCCACCCUUGACCCCAUCUCGUUUGAGACACCAGAGGCAUAUAUCAGCUUGCCAAAGUGGAACACCAAGAAGAUGGGCUCGAUUUCCUUUGAUUUCCGCACCUCGGAGCCCAGCGGCCUCAUUCUGUUCACUCACGGAAAGCCUCAGGAGAGGAAAGACCUGAGGAGCCUGAAGAAAACCAAGGUGGACUUCUUCGCCGUUGAGCUCUUGGAUGGAAACCUGUUCUUGCUCCUGGAUAUGGGCUCCGGUGCAAUCAAAAUCAAAUCCACAACCAGGAAGGUGAACGACGGGGAAUGGUAUCACGUGGACAUACAACGGGAUGGUAGAUCAGGCACGAUAUCUGUGAAUAGUCGACGCACCCCAUUCACAGCAAGUGGAGACAGUGAGAUUCUUGACCUGGAGGGGGACAUGUACCUUGGAGGCCUACCAGACAACAGAAUGGGGUCCAUCUUGCCCACAGAGCUGUGGACAGCCAUGCUCAACUAUGGCUAUGUUGGCUGCAUCAGGGACUUGUUUAUUGAUGGGAGGAGCAAAGAUAUCCGGCAGUUGGCUGAGGAACAGAACGCGGCUGGGGUCAAGCCAUCUUGCUUACGCCUUAGCACGAAGCAAUGUGACAGCAACCCUUGCAAGAACAAUGCAGUGUGCAGGGAAGGCUGGAACCGGUUCAUCUGUGAUUGCACAGGCAUGGGCUACUGGGGGAGAACAUGUGAAAGAGAGGCAUCCAUCCUGAGCUACGAUGGCAGCAUGUACCUGAAGAUAGUCAUGCCCUGGGUAAUGCACACGGAAGCUGAAGAUGUCUCUCUCCGAUUCAUGUCCCAGCGAGCUUACGGUUUGCUCGUGGCUACGACCUCGAGGGACUCAGCAGACACAUUGCGCUUGGAACUGGACGGAGGCCGUGUAAAGCUGACAGUCAACUUAGACUGUAUCAGGAUUAACUGUAACUCCAGCAAAGGACCAGAGACCAUUUACGCUGGACAAAAGCUCAAUGACAAUGACUGGCACACCGUCCGAGUGAUCCGCCGAGGUAAAAACCUGAAGCUCAUGGUCGAUGAAGUCACCGCGGAAGGUCAAAUGCUUGGUGACCACACACGACUGGAAUUUCACAACAUCGAGACCGGGAUCAUGACGGAACGACGCUUCAUCUCCAUUGCCCCCUCCAGCUUCAUUGGGCACCUGCAGAGCUUGAUGUUUAAUGGAAUGAUGUACAUCGAUCUGUGCAAAAACGGGGACAUUGAAUACUGUGAAAUAAACGCAAGGUUCGGCAUGAGGUCCAUUAUUGCAGAUCCCGUCACUUUCAAAACGAAGAACAGCUAUUUGACCUUGGCCACUCUGCAGGCGUACACAUCCAUGCAUCUCUUCUUCCAGUUCAAGACCACAUCUCCUGAUGGAUUCAUUCUCUUCAACAGUGGAGAUGGCAAUGACUUCAUCGCUGUGGAAUUAGUUAAAGGGUACAUCCACUAUGUGUUUGACCUGGGAAAUGGGCCAAAUGUUAUCAAAGGGAACUCUGAAAAGUCCCUGAGCGACAAUCAAUGGCACAAUGUGGUAAUUACUCGGGACAACAGCAACACACACACCCUCAAGGUGGAUGCUCGAUCUGUGACUCAGAUCAUCAAUGGUGCCAAAAACCUGGACCUGAAAGGUGUCCUAUACAUUGCUGGGCUGGCCCAAGGCAUGUACAGCAAUCUGCCGAAACUUGUCGCCUCCAGAGAUGGGUUUCAGGGUUGCUUGGCAUCUGUCGACCUCAAUGGAAGGCUGCCAGAUCUGAUUCAUGAUGCGUUACAUCGGAGUGGGCAAAUAGAUCGUGGAUGUGAAGGUACAGGCUUUAGCAACUCUAGUUCAGGCUCUCUCGUCAACUCGAACAGUAGCUCAAAUCCACACCAGUACAUGCUUCCAUCUGAGAAACUCCCCAUAAUGCUAACCAUCAUCACAGUGUCUUCCAUUGUAAUCAUUUGUUCACCAUUGGAUCUGUCCAUUUAAACAGUUAAACCUUCACUGUAGAACCAAUGCCAAACAUGUAAAUCUAAUCACCUUCUCUUGUAUGUAACAGCAGGCUUGUGAGU
Hemiscyllium ocellatum (epaulette shark) is the source of this 3925-nucleotide messenger RNA. It is a transcript of the gene nrxn3a, whose product is annotated as neurexin 3a. The record is from RefSeq and is a predicted model, not a curated record. The coding region runs from base 600 to 3842 and encodes 1080 amino acids. The transcript has 11 exons. NCBI's taxonomy places the organism in Eukaryota, Metazoa, Chordata, Chondrichthyes, Orectolobiformes, Hemiscylliidae.